Mobula hypostoma (lesser devil ray) is the source of this 1939-nucleotide messenger RNA. RefSeq names its product chemerin-like receptor 1. The transcript is spliced from 2 exons. NCBI's taxonomy places the organism in Eukaryota, Metazoa, Chordata, Chondrichthyes, Myliobatiformes, Myliobatidae. The record is from RefSeq and is a predicted model, not a curated record. Gene Ontology annotation, biological process: complement receptor mediated signaling pathway; positive regulation of cytosolic calcium ion concentration; phospholipase C-activating G protein-coupled receptor signaling pathway. Gene Ontology annotation, molecular function: G protein-coupled receptor activity; complement receptor activity. The coding region runs from base 179 to 1162 and encodes 327 amino acids. Gene Ontology annotation, cellular component: plasma membrane.
UCUUUGCAUUCUCCUCUCCUCUCUGCCUGCCUUCCUGAGUAGUUCCAAUGUUUUUUUACCGUUGUGGCUGCCAGAUCUCGGUGGUUAGCCACGAAGUGCAUAUAUAUACUGACAGCCCUCCAGUCUACUGGUUGCUGCAUUACCAUCUCUUCUCGCAAGGUGCUGUAGAUGAAGGAAGAUGACGACAACUCUGGCAUACAGUGAUGAGUAUUUCUACUUGUCGACCUACCCACUGUAUCCUUCAACUGCCCUGGAUGAGGAGGAGAUGUUCUCAUUCCCUCUGGUGCUUUACAGCAUUAUCUGCCUCCUGGGCGUGGGCGGGAAUGGACUGGUUAUCUGGAUCGCGGUUUUGGAAGUGAGGAAGACAGUCAGCAUGAUCUGGCUCCUGAACCUCUCCGUGGCUGACUUCAUCUUCACUGCGCUGCUGCCCUUUGCCAUUACCCAUCAGGCCCUGGGCACCCAGUGGCCAUUCGGGCACAUCAUGUGUAAGCUCAUCUCCUUCAUCAACCAGCUGACCAUGUUCGCCAGCGUCUUCACGCUGACCGCCAUUGCCCUGGACAGGUUCAUCUCCAUUGUCUUCCCCAUCUGGUCGCAGAACCACCGCACGGUGAGGCUGGCGGUCGGGGUUUCAUCGGUGGUGUGGAUAUUGGCCGCGGUUCCCAGCGUCCCCUUCUUCCUGAUCCGGGACACCACGGAAGAGGAGGGAGGGUUUACGUAUUGCUUCUACAACGAAGAUGUGUACAAACUCAGCCACCUGGUAUUGGGGAGGUUUACUCUUGCCUUCUUGUUGCCAUUUAUCACAAUAGCCUUUUGCUACGCCAUCAUUACACGGAAGGUCAGACGGAGGUGGAAGAAAUCAUCAGACAGAUCAUGCAGGGUCACCUGCACGAUCAUCUGCGCCUUCUUCAUCUGCUGGCUGCCCUUCCACGUACUGUACAUUCUGCACUCCACCACCAACCGGUACUUCACCAUCACCCUGCCGCUGGCCACCUGCCUGGCGUAUGCCAACAGCUGCAUCAACCCUGUGCUCUACACGUUCGCCGGCCGCGGCUCUUGCCUGCAGGUCAAGAGGCGGAUCCGGCUGGCGCUGAAGCUUUUCCAGGUGGAGAUGAGCAACAGUGGGUCCAGGACCGAGUCGAGGCCCAGCCGGGCCGUAGUGUGAAAUGGGCUUAGGUGACCUAGACAGUUCUAGAGAAACAAUUACAGAUAUAGGCCCUUUGGCCCAUCUAGUUCAUGCCAAAACUAAUUAACUGCCUAAUCCCAUCGAUCUGCACUGGGACCACAGCCCUCCAUACCCCUACCAUCCAGGUACCUAUCCAAACUUCUCUUAAACGGUGAAAUUGAGCUCACAUGCACCACUUGUGCUGGCAGCUCGUUCCACACUCUCACCAUCCUCCGAGUGAAGAAGUUUCCCCUCGUGCUCCUCUUAUACAUUUCACCUUUCACCCUUAACCCAUGACCUCCAGUUGUAGUCCCACCCAACCUCAGUGGAAAAAGCCUGCUUGCAUUUACCCUAUCUAUAUCCCUCAUAAUUUUGUAUACUUCUAUUAAGUCUCCUCUCAGUCUUCUGCGUUCCAACAAAUGAAGUCCUAACCCAUUAAAUCUUUCCUUAUAAUUCACAUCCACCAGGCCCAGUGACAUCCUUGUAAAUUUUCUCUGAACACAAUACUUAUUUGUAUAUUUCCUCCAGGUAGGUGACCAAAACUGCAUACAAUACUCCAAAUUUGGCAUCACCAAUGUCUUAUACAACUUCAACAUAACAUCCCAUAAAUUAUAAAUCAAUGUAUAGAGCUCAAAGUAGAUUUAUUAUCAAACCACCCUGAGAUAUAUUUUCUUCCAGGUGUUCAUAGUAAAACAAUGGAAUUUUAUGAUGAAACUAUACAUAAACAGACAAAGGUGGACAAAGACCAGUGUGUGAAAGACGAACUGUUCAAAUAAA